GUGCUGGACGAGACCAUUCAGACAGACUGCUUUGAUGCCUAUAAGAGAGUGGACAUCUGGGCCUUUGGGCUGGUGCUGUGGGAGAUAGCAAGGCGCACAUACAGCAAUGGCAUUGUUGAGGAGUACAAGCCUCCAUUCUACGAUCAGGUGCCAAAUGACCCCAGCUUUGAAGACAUGAGAAAGGUGGUGUGUGUGGAGCAGCAGAGGCCUUUCAUUCCUAAUCGUUGGUUUUCCGAUCCU
Plectropomus leopardus (leopard coralgrouper) is the source of this 240-nucleotide messenger RNA. The record is from RefSeq and is a predicted model, not a curated record. Lineage: Eukaryota; Metazoa; Chordata; Actinopteri; Perciformes; Serranidae.